Liolophura sinensis is the source of this 2609-nucleotide messenger RNA. RefSeq names its product protein lev-9-like. The record is from RefSeq and is a predicted model, not a curated record. The transcript is spliced from 13 exons. Bases 104 to 2122 code for a protein of 672 amino acids. Lineage: Eukaryota; Metazoa; Mollusca; Polyplacophora; Chitonida; Chitonidae.
AUCUUCACGAUUACAUUGUACAAAGUGUGUGUUCGACUUGCCUUUGGGACAAAGGACAGCUUGUUUCAUUUUCCAUUGUUCUGACUGUGCCGCGCGUCACAAAAUGAAGACGGCUUGCUGGUUUCGUUUUGGCCUCGCUGCCCUCGUGUUUGCUUCUCUGUGCAGUCUCUCUAAAGCAGAUGAAGACGAGGGAUGUCCACGGGACGACGGCACGACAACUCGACACUGCUUGAAGAGAUGUGCUACAGACGCGGACUGUGUCAGUUCCAAGAAGAAAUGUUUGUGUGACGGAGAAUGCGGCAGAAGCUGUAUAAACCCAAAUCUGCGGUGUCGUGGUCUCAACACCAAGGUGGAAAACGGACUGGUCGAGAUCAUCCCUUUUAACAAAUUCGGUGCCCUGGCAAAGUACCAGUGUAAUGACGGGUACAUUUUACACGGAAAGUCACAUCGGGUUUGUCAAGGAGACGAGACUUGGAAAGGCGACGAACCAAGAUGUGAGCUGAACAGAAACAUAGGUGAUUAUGAAUGUCAUACCCCACCUCUGGUACACCAUGCCCAGCAUAACGGAGCCGGGGCACAGAACUUCCCCCUGGGGACCAUGUUGCGGUACACCUGCAACGAAGACUUUACGGCACCUGAGGGCAGCAUCGAUACAGCCUGGUGCGUGGGUGGGGGUGUCUGGGUGGGACCUAACAUGACCUGUGCACAUGCCGGAUGUCCGCUUCUACCCUCUAUAGAUUUCGGCGAAGUGGAGAUUGUGCCACCGAAUAUGAUUGGCUCUAAGGCUAUCUACUCCUGUCUGCCCGGAUACUAUUUGGCUGGACGUAAAGAGCGAACCUGUACGCCGGACGGAAAAUGGGACGGAAAGGAGCCCAGCUGUGAACGAGUUUCAUGUGGCCUACCGCCGGAUUUCCCUAACGCUAACCACGACGCACCCCGAGGUCAGACCUCCUUCCCCUCGGGCACUCAGCUAAACUACGAGUGUGAGUUUGGUUUCUACAAGGACGGUUACGAGAAGGCCAUGUGCAGCGGGGACGGCGAGUGGAUCGGACCUAGACUCACCUGUUCAGCACGGAGCUGUGGUUACCCGGGUGAUAUUCUGAACGGUUGGAAGGAGGGUUACAAAUUCACCUACCCUAGCCGCGUCACAUACCACUGUAAUGAGGGCUACGAGCUGAUUGGACGACCUCACAGGGUUUGUUCAGCCAAUGGGGAAUGGUCUGGCGCCGUGCCAGUCUGCCAAGGCUAUCGUGUGAUUGGCUCAGCAAAACGCCGAUGCCAGGCGGAUGGAGCUUGGAGCGGGCACGACCCCUUGUGUCAAGAGAUCAACUGUGGCAGACCACCGCCAUUAUGGAAUGGAUACCUGGAUGGCCACAAGACCUCCGUGGGGUCAGUCUUCUUCUUCCGCUGUAACGUCCGGACUGUGUUUGACGGACCCUCCUUUUCCACGCAGUGCCAGGAGAACGGGGAAUGGUCCUACCCACUGCCCAAGUGCUGGGGUCAGUGUCAGGUCCCAGCUAUAGCUAACGGUACCGUCGUGGAGGGACGCGAAGCAGUCUGGGUGGACCAUGGCAUAGCCAUCCAGUUUGAAUGUUUAAACGGUCUCGUCCUGAACGACACGUCGACAGUCACAUGCAAGAACGGCACGUGGACGGUAAUCCCGCACUGCAAACCCUCCCCUUGUGUCAGUCCGCCACCCAAGGUAGCUAACGGACGGCGGGUGUUUUUCGGCCAGGAGCACGGGGACAGGGCCCGUUACAGUUGCCUGGUUGGGCACACCCUGCGGGGUCGCUUCCUAAGGUGUCACUACGGCAAGUGGAUGGGGCAGAAACCACAGUGUGACGAAUCAUACUGCCCAUCCCCCGGAGAACUGGAUCAUGGGAAAAUCUACAAGCGAGGCUCCAUGGGAAAAUUUCCCUUCUACUCUUACAUCGUCCAUAUCAAACAUGGCGACAAACUAGAGUACGAGUGCGAGCGAGGCUACAAGCUGAUUGGUCCGAGCGGAGCCACGUGUGUCAAUUCAAAAUGGAGUCCGAAGGAAAAGCCCCUUUGUGUCAAGGGACGCCACCCUGUCUUACACAAACCCUGGCUACACAAGAAGGUCGAUCGAAACUUCAUUUAGAGAAAGAUGGAAACAAAUUAGUCACUUUGGAAAAAGAAUCAUUCAAUAAAAUAAGGCUACCCCAAGAUAGUGAUGAGCUUUCAUAUUUUCAUCGUUUUGAACAAUGUCUCACCGUUAUAUUCCAUGACGUCGUGUUUUUAAACACCAGAUCUAAGGUAAACUUUAGAAGCAGAAAAUCCUGUGACAAAGAAGCUGUAACAUGGUAGUUUUCCAAAGGAGACAAGCCUCAUAACUCACUUGUUUUUCUGAAGGCACCAACGGAAACAUAAAACAUAAAACUGCAGAACAUUGUUUGAGCAAAGCUUUGAUGUCGUACACUAUAGUGACAUCUUCACAGUGCCAUGAAACACACAAACUCCGCUCAGUGAACUAUGCCAUAACGAUGUGAAGCUAUUUUUUUCUAUGUCAAGCUAUUUGCAUUUUUCACAUCAUGGGAGAGAACUCUGUCUUCUCCAUCUACCUGUACAAACACUAUGGUGAUUUUUCC